AUGGCUCGUACCAAGCAAACUGCUCGUAAAUCCACCGGAGGAAAGGCACCUCGCAAGCAGCUGGCCACAAAGGCGGCCCGCAAAAGUGCACCAGCAACUGGCGGAGUGAAGAAGCCUCACCGUUAUCGCCCGGGAACAGUGGCUCUGCGUGAAAUCCGUCGUUACCAAAAGUCGACUGAGUUGCUAAUCCGCAAGCUUCCGUUCCAACGUUUGGUUCGUGAAAUUGCCCAGGAUUUCAAGACCGAUUUGCGUUUCCAAAGCUCUGCUGUUAUGGCUCUCCAGGAAGCCAGCGAAGCCUAUCUGGUCGGUCUGUUCGAAGACACCAACCUGUGUGCCAUCCACGCCAAGCGUGUUACCAUCAUGCCGAAGGACAUCCAGCUUGCUCGCCGUAUCCGUGGCGAACGCCGUAUUCACCGUCUGCUCCGAAAGGGCAACUAUGCCGAGCGCGUCGGUGCUGGAGCACCCGUCUAUCUGGCUGCCGUAAUGGAAUACUUGGCAGCUGAAGUGUUGGAACUGGCAGGAAAUGCGGCCCGUGACAACAAGAAGACCCGAAUCAUCCCCCGUCAUCUACAAUUGGCCAUUCGCAAUGAUGAAGAAUUAAACAAACUCCUCUCCGGUGUCACCAUUGCUCAAGGAGGUGUUCUUCCCAACAUUCAAGCUGUUCUCUUGCCUAAGAAGACCGAGAAGAAGAAGAGCAUACAGUAUAAGAGGUCAAACCGUUUUUUCCAUCAUUCUUUGUUUGAUUCUCAAAACGCUCGCAUCGUCCCUAAACCGAAAAUGGCUCGUACCAAGCAGACUGCUCGUAAAUCCACCGGAGGAAAGGCUCCUCGCAAGCAGUUGGCCACAAAGGCGGCUCGCAAAAGCGCCCCGGCAACUGGAGGAGUGAAGAAGCCUCAUCGUUAUCGUCCAGGAACGGUCGCUCUGCGUGAAAUCCGUCGCUACCAGAAGUCCACUGAGCUUCUGAUCCGCAAGCUUCCGUUCCAACGUUUGGUUCGUGAAAUUGCCCAGGACUUUAAGACCGAUCUUCGUUUCCAGAGCUCGGCUGUCAUGGCUCUCCAGGAAGCUAGCGAAGCCUAUCUGGUCGGUCUGUUCGAAGAUACCAACCUGUGCGCCAUCCACGCCAAGCGUGUUACCAUCAUGCCAAAGGACAUCCAACUGGCUCGCCGCAUCCGUGGUGAACGUGCCUAA
This is a messenger RNA of Sabethes cyaneus, 1188 nucleotides long. RefSeq lists its product as uncharacterized. Lineage: Eukaryota; Metazoa; Arthropoda; Insecta; Diptera; Culicidae. The transcript is spliced from 3 exons. The coding region runs from base 1 to 1188 and encodes 395 amino acids. Gene Ontology annotation, cellular component: nucleosome. Gene Ontology annotation, molecular function: protein heterodimerization activity; structural constituent of chromatin; DNA binding. The record is from RefSeq and is a predicted model, not a curated record.